UUGUGGAUUCAGAGGCAAACAAAUAAAUAGAUUCUGUAUAAGUUUGUAGUGAAUAGGUGUAAACAUGUCUUUAGUAUGUUCGUCUGAUCCAAGAGAGAAACAUUUUGCACAGUCUUGUGUCUUGGUUUCGGCUGGUUAUGGGACUGUGUGUGCCUUUUUGAGCGGUGGUGGAGGUGAAAGGAGAGGCUGACAGGUACGCACAGAGAAAAGGAAGGGAGGUAAACACAAGAGGAGAGAAGUGAAAGAAAGUGGCCCAAAACUCUGCAGCAAGCUGAUUUUCUACUUUGGACUGGCCCUGCUCCGGACUCUAAGCCCAUCAGCCUGCCUGGGACUGAAUGGUCCAGAAAGGCCAAAGGUCCAUUCUGCUAUGCCUCUCCUUAGUGGCUCCUCCUAGGUGAGAUAACCAGCUCUCUAGCCUCUCUGGGAUCCAGCUUCCGCUCUGCCUGAAGCCUCGCAGAGAUCUGGAGGACUCGACUCGUGCAGCCAGUACAGAGGGAUCAGCACCAAGAGGCUUAUAACUCAAGACAGGACUAACAGGAAAUUCUUAUGAAGGUACACAAAGCAGAAGCUACUAUGGAGAGUCAUGUCACACAGAUUUCCAGAGAUGACCUCGAGGAUCUCAGAGAUGCCUUUAAUAGAAUUGAUAUUGAUAACAGCGGCUUCGUGAGCGACUUUGAGCUCCAGGAGCUGUUCAGAGAGGCGCGUUUCUCCCUGCCGGGGUACAAAGUGCGAGAGAUCAUCGAGAUGUUCAUCGCUGGAGACACCAACAAGGACGAGAAGAUCAGCUUUGACGAAUUUGUUUCUAUCUAUCAAGAACUGAAGAGCAAGGAGCUCAGCGAGACGUUUAGGAAAACCGUGACAAGGAGAGAUGGGAUCCGUUCCUUCGGAGGAAUGUCAGGAAACUCCAGCGAGGGAACGCAGCACUCCUACUCUGAUGAGGAGAAGGUGGCAUUUGUCAACUGGAUUAACAAAGCCCUGGCAAAAGACAAAGACUGCCAACACCUGCUGCCCAUGAACCCUGACGAUGAAAGCCUCUUCACCUCUGUUCGUGAUGGCAUCCUGUUAUGCAAAAUGAUCAACCUGUCUCAGCCUGACACGAUUGACGAAAGAGUCAUCAACACUAAGAAACUUGCCACUUUUACAAUGACAGAGAAUCUGGUCCUAGCACUGAACUCAGCUUCAGCGAUCGGCUGUAUGGUGGUGAGCAUUGACGCCCAUGAUCUGAUGGCUGGGAAACCCCACCUGGUUCUGGGCCUGCUCUGGCAGAUUAUCAAGGUCGGCCUCUUUGCUGAUAUAGAAAUCAGCAGGAACGAAGGUCUGAUUGGCCUUGUGACAGACAAGGAGAAUCUGGACCAUCUGCUGUCUCUCUCCCCUGAGGAGCUGCUGCUCCGCUGGGUCAACCAACAUCUACGCAACGCUGGAACAAACACCAUCAGCAACUUCAGCGAUGAUAUUAAGGACUCACGAGCCUACUUCCACCUGUUGGACCAGAUUGCUCUUCAAGAGGAGCAAGACUACAAAAGGAGCGUCAAAAUCGACAUGAGCGCCAUUAAUGAGCGUGAUUUGGACCGAAGGGCUGAGAUGAUGCUGCGGCAGGCGGCCCGGCUGGAGUGCAGACAGUUUGUGUCUCCUCAUGACGUCACAUCUGGGAACAGCAAACUCAACUUGGCUUUUGUGGCCAACCUGUACAACAUGCAUCCUGGCGUGCAGAAGGCUCAGAUCAAUGGCGGCAACGGCAUAGGAACUGCACACAUAGAGCCUGAGUCCAACGAAGAGAAAACAUUUAGAAACUGGAUGAACUCUCUGGGCGUCUCUCCGCAUGUCAAUCACUUGUUCUGGGACCUGUGUGAUGGUUUGAUCAUCAUGCAGCUUUAUGAGAAGGUUAAUGUGUCUGUGAACUGGAAGAAAGUCAACAACCCACCUUAUCCUGUCCUGGGGGCCAACAUGAAGAAGCUGGAGAACUGUAACUAUGCUGUGGAGCUGGGCAGGGAUGUAGCUCAUUUCUCUCUAGUCGGCAUCGGAGGAGAAAACCUGAACGAGGGGAGCCGAUUGCACACCCUGGCGCUGGUCUGGCAGCUGAUGAGGAGGUACACAGUGUCGGUUUUGUCAGAUCGGGGAGAUGGUGAUAAGGUUGGAGAUCAGAUCAUCCUCAACUGGGUCAACACCACCUUGAGCCACAAACGAAAGGACACACAGAUCAGCAGCUUCAAGGACAAACUGAUCAGCACCAGUCUGCCAGUGAUUGACCUGAUCGACGCCAUCGCUCCCGGUACCGUCAAGUGGAACAUGGUGAAGAGAGCAGAGAGAGGAGUGCUGAAGGAUGCUGAUAAACUCAACAAUGCAAAGUAUGCGAUCUCAUUGGCUCGUAAGAUCGGAGCUCGUGUCUACACGCAGCCGGAAGAUUUGGUGAAAGUAAAUCCCAAGAUGGUGCUGACGCUGUUCGCCUCUCUCAUGGGCCACGGUAUGAAAAAGGCCGACUGCUGAAACAGACAGGAACCAGCCACCUGGAAACCAACCACCAAUAUACAUUUCAUUUCUGUGUGCUUUUCAUUCCCCCCCAUGUUUUUCUCAUCAAUGUAUUUUUUUUCUUUAACCUUUACCUUUCUGUGAUCAGAGCAAGACACUGUUAUUCUCUGUUUCUCUUUUCAUGCAAACAAUAAACGUACUUAAAGUUGUAAAUCAUUUCUCAUCAGCAUUAGCAUUUGUUUGUUGCCUGUGAUUUGACAGAGCAAGCUCCUAAUUGUUCUUUUCUGUGUCAUAUUUGAUAGUGUAUGACAUCUGUUUACUUAUUCUGCUAUAUGAACAGAAAAGGAGAUACAGCAGAAGGAAAAGCAGAAUCACACACGCACCUAUCCUUUUUAUCUGUAAAUGUUGUGCAUUGAAUAUUGCUAUAAAAUUAUUAAAGAGAAUCUAUUAAAUGUAACCAGCGACCUUAUAUGUGUCUGGUUAAAUAAAGAAGAAAACCAAUAUACUCAUGUGGAUUUAGAGACACUGAGCUACAUUUUAGGACAACAUAAAGGGGAGCAUUGGAUGUGAUCCGAUAGUGUCUCGAAAAUUUGGAAAUCCAAAAAAUUGAAUUAUGCUAUGAAGUCCACAAAUACUUAUCUUCUCUUUGGUGACUGGGUCAGUAUAUCUGCAACACACUCAAAAGGGAUUUUGAACGCAACACAAUUUAAACAAAACAAAAAAGUAGCCAAUGUAUGGUGAUGGAAAGUGUACAAUUCUGAGGUACUUGUACUUGAUUAAUUAAAUUUUCUUCUAUAUAACUCCACUGCAUUUCAAAUAUUGUACUCCAAGGAUUUUGUUCCUAAGUACUUUACAGAUCCAGAUUACUAAUGCAACAAUAUUUAUUUACAAAUAAAUUAAGUAUAUAAAACCACCCCACCUUUACUAUCUGCAACAUAAAAAAUAUGCUUACACAUCAAUAAAUUAGUAUCUAUUACAAUCUAUGAAUUGAAUAUUACCUGAUUAUGAUUAUUCUGCAGAGGGAAUACUUACUGGUACUUGUACUUGUACUUUUCCCUAAAUAAAAUGCCU
Anarrhichthys ocellatus (wolf-eel) is the source of this 3537-nucleotide messenger RNA. RefSeq names its product plastin-1-like. The transcript is spliced from 17 exons. The record is from RefSeq and is a predicted model, not a curated record. Gene Ontology annotation, molecular function: actin filament binding; calcium ion binding. NCBI's taxonomy places the organism in Eukaryota, Metazoa, Chordata, Actinopteri, Perciformes, Anarhichadidae. Gene Ontology annotation, biological process: actin filament network formation; actin filament bundle assembly. The coding region runs from base 547 to 2484 and encodes 645 amino acids. Gene Ontology annotation, cellular component: actin filament; cytoplasm; actin filament bundle.